This is a messenger RNA of Aethina tumida (small hive beetle), 551 nucleotides long. RefSeq names its product centrosomal protein 20-like. The transcript has 3 exons. Gene Ontology annotation, cellular component: motile cilium; ciliary basal body; centrosome. Gene Ontology annotation, biological process: microtubule anchoring; cilium assembly. The record is from RefSeq and is a predicted model, not a curated record. Lineage: Eukaryota; Metazoa; Arthropoda; Insecta; Coleoptera; Nitidulidae. The coding region runs from base 110 to 499 and encodes 129 amino acids. Gene Ontology annotation, molecular function: protein binding.
GCGACUUUGUUUCAAUGUUUGUAUUGAGCAGAUGUUUGGUAGUUACGCACCAUGGCGAGCGUGACAGGUGUCGAAUAUUAAGGUUUACAAACAUUUUUAUCGCACGAAAAUGACUGAAGUAUCAGAAUCAUGCCUUCUAAAGGCCAUAAAGCAAUCGUUGGAGACGGACGGCCGUUUAGGUCGCUUCAAAGGAGAAAUCCGCGCCGCCGUCAUGUCAAUUUUGAACAAGAAUUCAAACAUUGCUCUUCCUGAAGUACCUGAAGAAACCAGACUUAUUAACGAGCUAAUUCGUGAAUAUUUGGUCUGGAAUGGAUACUUGUACACUGAACAAAUUUUAUCAGCAGAGUGUGGACAAACUAAUGAAAGAGUUACGAGGGAUGUUCUAACAACCAAACUAGGCGUUGUUGAUGAUGAGAAGACUGUGAGAAUUCCUUUGCUGUAUUAUAUUGUUGCUGCUUUUCAAAAUAUAAAUAACGCGGAUGAACAAUGUCAAACAUAAAUUGUAUUAUAUAUUGUAGAUAUUCAAUUGUUAAUAAAAUUGGUCACCCAUA